Messenger RNA from Ruditapes philippinarum (Manila clam), 1185 nucleotides. Its product is annotated as GPN-loop GTPase 2-like. The record is from RefSeq and is a predicted model, not a curated record. The transcript has 7 exons. Gene Ontology annotation, molecular function: GTPase activity. NCBI's taxonomy places the organism in Eukaryota, Metazoa, Mollusca, Bivalvia, Venerida, Veneridae. Bases 164 to 1114 code for a protein of 316 amino acids. Gene Ontology annotation, cellular component: cytoplasm.
GUCAACAACCACAACCAAUCUCCUACGCAUUGAUCUCCCCUUAUCAGUACAAUCUAGCAAGGGAGGUAAUCACUGUGAGAAGUUUGAACAACAACAACAACGAAACGAAACAUUUAAACACUUUUUUCUAUUGUGUUACAUUUGAAGAUGAAUUAAGCAGAGUAUGUUUGGACAGUUGGUAAUAGGGCCCCCGGGGUCAGGGAAAACAACAUAUUGUGCAGGAAUGGUUCAGUUUUUGUCUGGAUUUGAAAGACAGGUGGCAGUGAUUAAUCUGGACCCAGCCAAUGAUAUUUUACCAUACAAAGCUGAUAUAGAUAUAUCAGAUCUGAUUACAAUCUCCGAUGUGAUGGACACGUUAAAACUUGGACCAAAUGGCGGACUGGUAUACUGUAUGGAAUAUCUGGAGAAAAAUAUAGACUGGUUGAAGAAAGAACUUGAGAAAGUUAAAGACAAGUACCUGCUGAUAGAUUGUCCAGGUCAGGUAGAACUAUAUACACAUAACAAUGCGGUGAGGAAUAUUGUUGCGGAACUGGUCAAGAUGGACAUUAGAUUAGUGUCUGUACAUUUAGUGGAUUCACAUUAUUGUAGUGAUGCGUCAAAGUUUAUAUCCGUGUUGUUGACGUCCUUGUCCACCAUGUUACAGAUUGCCCUACCUCAUGUUAAUGUAUUAUCCAAGUGCGAUCUAAUAGAGAAAUACGGGAAGUUGGCGUUCAACAUUGAUUUCUACACUGAAGUUCUGGAUCUAUCAUAUAUCCUAGAUGAAUUAAAGGAAGAUGAAGAUUUUCACAGGUAUAAGAAGUUGAAUUCAGCAUUAGUGGAUAUUGUACAAGAUUACAGUCUGGUCACCUUUGUACCCCUUGUGGUAGAGGAUAAAGAGAGCAUGUUACGCGUAAUGCAAGUUAUUGACAAAGCUAAUGGGUACGUUUUUGGUGAUCUCGAAGAAAGAAACAUUCAAGAAAUGCUUUCAUAUGCAGCUGGUGCAAAUUUUGAAUACGACAAAAUCCAAAAUGUAAGAGAGAAGUACAUGGACACUGAUAGUAAACUAGAUGAUGUAAAUAAUGGAGGAGGUGAUGAAGAAGAGGCACAGGAAGUGGUAGACGUGGAUAAUGGCUGAACGUGAAAAAAAUAAUAAAUGAUAUUUUCAUCACAUAAACCAAGGCGCUGAAGUGUAAUAAACACAUUUUA